UUCCAGGGGGAUUAUGUGUGGAUGGACCUCAAAACAGGGCGGGAAUUCGAUGUCCCCAUUGGAGCGGUGGUUAAACUGUGCGACUCGGGACAGAUCCAGGUGGUGGAUGAUGAAGACAAUGAGCACUGGAUUUCCCCACAGAAUGCCAGCCACAUCAAGCCCAUGCACCCCACCUCUAUCCAUGGAGUAGAGGACAUGAUCCGCCUGGGGGACCUGAAUGAGGCAGGAAUCCUCAGGAACCUGCUGAUCCGCUAUCGGGAGCACCUCAUCUAUACAUACACUGGUUCAAUACUGGUAGCAGUAAACCCCUACCAGCUCCUACCCAUCUACUCACCGGAGCAGAUACGUCUCUACACCAACAAAAAGAUUGGGGAGAUGCCACCACACAUCUUUGCCAUUGCUGACAACUGCUACUUCAACAUGCAGCGCAACAACAAGGACCAGUGCUGCAUCAUUAGUGGUGAAUCUGGAGCAGGGAAGACAGAAAGCACCAAACUGAUUCUGCAGUUCCUGGCAGCCAUCAGUGGUCAACACUCCUGGAUUGAGCAACAGGUCCUGGAGGCAAAUCCCAUUUUGGAAGCUUUUGGGAACGCCAAGACCAUCCGCAACGACAACUCCAGCCGCUUUGGGAAGUACAUCGACAUCCACUUCAACAAGAGAGGAGCCAUCGAGGGCGCAAAGAUUGAGCAGUACCUGCUGGAGAAGUCCCGGGUCUGCAGGCAGGCCCCCGACGAGCGCAACUACCACGUGUUUUACUGCAUGCUGAGAGGGAUGACGGUGGAGCAGAAGAAGAAGCUGGGUCUUGGGAAAGCCACGGACUACAACUACCUUGCCAUGGGCAACUGCACCACCUGUGAUGGCAGAGAUGACAGCAAGGAGUACGCCAACAUCCGCUCUGCCAUGAAGGUCCUGAUGUUCACUGACACGGAGAACUGGGAGAUCUCCAAGCUGCUGGCUGCCAUCCUGCACAUGGGCAACCUGCAGUAUGAAGCUCGGACCUACGACAACCUGGAUGCCUGUGAGGUUGUUCAGUCAGCAUCUCUAAUCACUGCAGCAUCCUUGCUGGAGGUUGACCCUCAGGAUGUGAUGAACUGCCUUACCAGCAGGACUAUCAUCACCAGGGGUGAGACAGUCUCCACCCCUCUCAGCAUGGAGCAAGCACUGGAUGUGAGGGAUGCUUUUGUAAAGGGAAUUUAUGGGCGGCUUUUUGUGUGGAUCGUGGAGAAGAUCAAUGCUGCAAUUUACAGACCUCCCUCCCAGGAACUCAAAAGCAUCAGGAGAUCCAUUGGCCUCCUUGACAUCUUUGGGUUUGAGAACUUCACUGUGAACAGUUUUGAGCAGCUCUGCAUUAACUUUGCGAAUGAAAACCUGCAGCAGUUCUUUGUGCGCCACGUCUUCAAGCUAGAGCAGGAGGAGUACAACCUGGAGAACAUCAACUGGCAGCACAUUGAGUUCACUGACAACCAGGAUGCCUUGGACAUGAUUGCCAUCAAGCCCAUGAACAUCAUCUCCCUCAUCGACGAGGAGAGCAAGUUCCCCAAGGGUACAGAUGCCACCAUGUUGAACAAGCUGAACUCCCAGCACAAGCUUAACACCAACUACAUUCCUCCAAAGAAUAACUAUGAAACCCAGUUUGGGAUUAACCACUUUGCUGGAAUCGUUUACUACGAAACCAAAGGUUUCUUGGAGAAAAACAGGGACACGCUGCAUGGAGACAUCAUUCAGCUGGUGCAUUCCUCCAAAAACAAAUUCAUCAAGCAGAUCUUCCAAGCAGAUGUGGCAAUGGGAGCAGAGACGAGGAAGCGCUCGCCGACGCUCAGCAGCCAGUUCAAGCGGUCCCUGGAGCUGUUGAUGAGGACUCUCAGCGUGUGCCAGCCCUUCUUUGUCCGCUGCAUCAAGCCCAAUGAGUACAAGAAGCCCAUGCUGUUUGACCGGGAGCUGUGUGUCCGCCAGCUGAGGUACUCGGGGAUGAUGGAGACCAUCCGGAUCCGCCGCGCUGGCUACCCCAUCCGCUACACCUUCGUGGAGUUCGUGGACAGGUACCGCGUGCUCAUGCCUGGGGUGAAGCCAGCGUACAAACAGGGCGACCUUCGUGGGACAUGCCAGCGCAUUGCUGAAGCAGUGCUUGGGAAGGAUGACGACUGGCAGAUCGGCAAGACAAAGAUAUUCCUGAAGGACCACCAUGACAUGCUGCUGGAGAUUGAGAGAGACAAGGCCAUCACAGACAAAGUCAUCCUCAUCCAAAAGGUGGUCCGUGGGUUUAAAGACAGGUCCAAUUUCCUGAAAGUGAGGAAUUCAGUCCUGAUGAUCCAGAGAUACUGGCGUGGACACAACUGCAGGAAGAACUAUGGCGCUAUGCGGAUUGGCUUCCUGAGGCUGCAGGCCCUGUACCGGUCCCGCAAGCUGCACAAGCAGUACCACAUGGCUCGGCGCAGGAUCAUCGAGUUCCAGGCACGCUGCCGAGGCUACCUGGUCCGCAGGGCUUUCCGCCACCGCCUCUGGGCUGUCCUCACUGUCCAGGCCUACGCCCGAGGCAUGAUCGCCAGAAGGCUCUACAAGCGUCUCCGGGGGGAAUAUCAUCGACGCCUGGAAGCAGAGAAACUUCGGCUGGCGGAAGAGGAACGACUCCGAAAGGAGAUGAGUGCCAAGAAAGCCAAAGAGGAAGCAGAAAAGAAGCACCAAGUACGCCUGGCCCAGCUGGCACGGGAGGAUGCUGAGAGAGAAGUGAAGGAGAGGGAGGAAGCACGGCGGAAGAAAGAGCUCUUAGAGAAAAUGGAGAAAGCUCGCAACGAGCCUGUGAACGACUCAGAAAUGGUGGACAAAAUGUUUGGGUUCCUGGGGACAACCUCCUCCCUCCCUGGCCAGGAAGGACAGGCACCUAACGGCUUUGAGGAUCUUGAGCGAGCCCAGAAGGAGCUGGAGGAAGAGGACCUUGAUGCAGCACUGCCUCUCCCUGAGGAAGAGGAAGAAGAUCUCUCAGAGUACAAAUUUGCCAAGUUUGCUGCAACAUAUUUCCAGGGCACAACGACACACACCUACAUCCGCCGGCCUCUCAAGCAGCCUCUCUUGUACCAUGAAGAUGAAGGAGACCAGUUGGCAGCACUUGCUGUGUGGAUCACCAUCCUCCGUUUCAUGGGAGACCUCCCUGAGCCGAAAUACCACACAGCCAUGAGUGAUGGUGGUGAGAAGAUACCAGUGAUGACAAAAAUCUAUGAAACUCUUGGCAAAAAGACCUAUAAGAAAGAACUACAGGCUCUGCAGGGAGAAGGAGAGAGUCCUCAGAUUGAUGGGCACAAGAAGAACAGUGUGCGGCACAAACUGGUCUCCUUAACUCUCAAGAAGAAAUCCAAACUGACAGAGGAGGUAACAAAGAGACUUCAUGAUGGUGAGUCCACGCUCCAGGGUAACAGCAUGCUUGAGGACCGACCCACCUCCAACCUGGAGAAGCUCCAUUUCAUUAUUGGUAAUGGCAUCCUCAGGCCAGCCUUAAGGGAUGAAAUCUAUUGUCAAAUCUGCAAGCAGCUGACCCAGAACCCAUCCAAAAGCAGCCACGCCAGGGGUUGGAUCCUGAUGUCCCUCUGCGUGGGAUGUUUUGCUCCUUCUGAGAAGUUUGUGAAGUAUCUAAGGAACUUCAUCAAUGGAGGUCCCCCAGGUUAUGCUCCCUAUUGUGAAGAGAGGCUGCGGAGGACGUUUGCCAAUGGGACCAGGACACAGCCACCCAGCUGGCUUGAGCUGCAGGCAACCAAGUCCAAGAAACCAAUCAUGUUGCCUGUCACAUUUAUGGAUGGGACCACGAAAACGCUGCUGACCGACUCUGCCACAACCGCUAAGGAGCUCUGCAAUUCUUUGGCUGACAAAAUCAGCCUGAAGGACAGAUUUGGCUUCUCCCUGUACAUUGCACUUUUUGACAAGGUCUCCUCUCUGGGGAGUGGCAAUGACCAUGUGAUGGAUGCUGUGUCCCAGUGCGAGCAGUACGCCAAAGAGCAGGGAGCGCAGGAGCGCAACGCCCCGUGGAGGCUCUUCUUCAGGAAGGAGAUCUUCACUCCUUGGCACAUCCCAAAUGAAGACAAUGUGGCCACCAACCUGAUUUACCAGCAGAUCGUGAGAGGGGUGAAGUUUGGAGAGUACAGGUGUGACAAGGAAGAAGAUCUGGCAGAACUGGCUUCCCAGCAGUACUAUGUGGAUUAUGGGUCAGAGAUGGUACUGGAAAGGCUGCUGAAUCUAAUCCCAUCCUACAUCCCAGACAGAGAGAUCACAGCUUCCAAAACUGUGGAAAAAUGGGCUCAGCUCAUUAUAGCUGCACAUAAAAAGGGAAUUUAUACUCAGAAGAGGACAGACCCCAAAAAAGUCAAGGAAGAGGUUGUGGAUUUUGCACGUUUCAAGUGGCCUUUGCUGUUUUCUCGGUUUUAUGAAGCCUUCAAAUUCUCAGGGCCAAGCCUGCCUAAAAAUGAUGUGAUUGUAGCUGUCAACUGGACUGGGGUGUACUUUGUGGAUGAACAGGAGCAGGUUCUCUUAGAGCUCUCUUUCCCAGAGAUCACAGCUGUGUCAAGCAGCAGAGGGGGAAAGCUGCAAGGGCAGAGUUUCACCUUGGCCACCAUUAAAGGUGAUGAAUACACUUUCACCUCCAACAAUGCAGAAGAUAUCCGGGACCUGGUGGUGACCUUCCUUGAAGGAUUAAGGAAAAGAUCCAAGUAUGUGGUCACCCUCCAAGACAACCCAAACCCUGUGGGAGAAGAAUCUGGGUUCCUCAGCUUCCUCAAAGGAGACCUCAUAGUUCUGGACCAGGACACAGGAGAACAAGUGAUGAACUCAGGGUGGGCUAACGGGUUCAAUGAACGGACCAAGCAGAGAGGGGAUUUCCCAACCGAUGCUGUCUACGUCCUGCCUACAGUCACCAUGCCCCCGCUGGAGAUCGUGGCACUGGUCACAAUGACCCCUGACCAACGGCAAGAUGUGAUCAGAACCUCUCAGCUGGCAAUUUCAGACAGUGAAGAGAGAGUAAAGCCAUACACCUUGGAAGAAUUCUCCUAUGAUUAUUUCAGGCCACCUCCCAAGCACACCCUCAGCAGGGUGAUGAUUACCAAGAGCCGUGGGAAGGACAAGCUGUGGUGUUACACUCGUGAGCCCAUCAAACAACCCUUGCUGAAGAAGAUCCUGGGCAGUGAGGAGCUGUCCCAAGAAGCCUGCAUGGCCUUCAUUGCAGUGCUGAAGUACAUGGGUGACUACCCAUCCAAAAGGACCCGCUCUGUUAAUGAGCUGACAGACCAAAUAUUUGAAGGUGCCUUGAAAGCUGAACCCUUGAAGGAUGAAAUCUACUGCCAGACCCUCAAGCAGCUCACAGACAACCACAUCAAGUACAGUGAAGAGAAAGGCUGGGAGCUGUUGUGGUUGUGCACAGGCCUUUUCCCUCCAAGUAACAUCCUCCUGCCCCAUGUCCAGAGGUUCCUGCAGUCCCGGAAACAUCACCCCUUGGCGGCAGACUGCAUCCAGAGGCUCCAAAAAGCCCUGAGGAAUGGAUCCAGGAAGUACCCACCCCAUCUGGUAGAAGUGGAAGCCAUUCAACACAAAACCACCCAGAUUUUCCACAAGGUUUACUUCCCUGAUGAUACUGAUGAGGCCUUUGAGGUGGAGUCCAGCACGAAAGCCAAGGACUUCUGCCAGAACAUCUCCAACAGGCUGCUCUUAAAAUCCUCUGAGGGCUUCAGCCUCUUUGUCAAAAUCUCUGACAAGGUCAUCAGUGUGCCCGAGGGAGAUUUCUUCUUUGACUUUGUGAGACAUCUGACGGACUGGAUAAAGAAAGCAAGACCUGCAAAAGAUGGUAUAGUGCCUUCUCUCACCUAUCAAGUGUUCUUCAUGAAAAAGCUCUGGACCAACACAACCCCUGGGAAGGACUCUAUGGCAGACUCCAUCUUCCACUACUACCAGGAGCUCCCCAAGUACCUGCGUGGUUACCACAAGUGCUCACGGGAAGAGGUCCUGCAGCUGGCAGCUCUCAUCUACAGGGUGAAGUUUGAGGAUGACAAAUCCUACUUCCCCAGCAUCCCCAAGCUGCUGAAGGAGCUGGUGCCUCAGGACCUCCUCCGGCAGCUCUCUCCAGACGACUGGAAAAGGUCCAUCGUGGCAUACUACAACAAGCACGCAGGCAAAACAAGAGAAGAAGCCAAACUUGCCUUCCUAAAGAUUAUCUUCAAGUGGCCUACAUUUGGAUCAGCAUUCUUUGAAGUGAAGCAAACUACAGAGCCAAAUUAUCCAGAAAUCCUUCUAAUUGCCAUCAAUAAGCAUGGAGUCAGCCUCAUCGAUCCCAAAACCAAGGAUAUUCUCAUCACUCACCCCUUCACCAAGAUCUCCAACUGGAGCAGUGGCAACACUUACUUCCAUAUAACCAUCGGCAACCUGGUGAGAGGAAGCAAGCUGCUGUGUGAGACCUCCCUGGGGUACAAGAUGGAUGAUCUUUUGACCUCAUACAUCAGCCAGAUGCUAACAGCCAUGAGCAAACAGAGGAGCGCAAAGGGUAGCAAGUGA
Molecule: messenger RNA, 6522 nt
Organism: Indicator indicator
Lineage: Eukaryota; Metazoa; Chordata; Aves; Piciformes; Indicatoridae
Gene: MYO7A
Product: myosin VIIA
Exons: 47
Coding region: 22-6522 (2166 amino acids)
Cellular component (GO): myosin complex; cytoskeleton
Molecular function (GO): protein binding; ATP binding; cytoskeletal motor activity
Source: RefSeq, a predicted model, not a curated record